Messenger RNA from Phytophthora nicotianae INRA-310, 936 nucleotides. Its product is annotated as methionine-tRNA ligase, beta subunit. Gene Ontology annotation, molecular function: tRNA binding. The coding region runs from base 55 to 738 and encodes 227 amino acids. The record is from RefSeq and is a predicted model, not a curated record. Lineage: Eukaryota; Oomycota; Peronosporomycetes; Peronosporales; Peronosporaceae. The transcript has a single exon.
UAAAACCCAAUUUGUGCUCGUCGAUCACCACCAGCAGCUUCAGAUAGAAGGAUCAUGAGCGCUGCCGAGCAAAUUCAGAGCCUCAUCAGCUCCCUGGAGACAGACCUGGGCAUUGAGGCUAACGCCCCGAUCGGCAACGACAAGAAGCCGCAGCAGCAGAAGGAACAGAAGCCUAAGACCAAGAAGGCCAAGGCUCCCAAGCCUGCCAAAGCACCAGCUGCCGACCCCAACCAACCCGAGAUCACCAAGCUCGACAUCCGCGUGGGCAAGAUCGUCAAGGUCUGGAAGCACGAGACGGCUGACAAACUCUACUGUGAGGAGAUCGACGUGGGCGAGGAUGAGCCGCGCCACAUCGCCAGUGGACUAGUGUAUCACUACUCGCUUGAGGAGAUGCAGGACCGCCGCGUGCUGGUGCUGUGCAACCUCAAGCCGCGCAACCUCGUGGGCUUCCGUAGCCACGGUAUGGUCAUGUGCGCUGCUGUGCCUCUGGAAGACGGCAAGGAGAAGGUGGCGUUCGUCACGCCUCCCGAGGGCGCCAAGAUCGGCGAGCGUAUCACGUUCGAGGGCCUCACGGGCGAGCCCUUCUCGCCUGCUCAGGUGGAGAAGAAGAAGGUGCUGACUGUGCUGGGCGACGACAUGAAGACGGACGACAAUGGCGUCGCCAAGUGGAAGGAGCACGUGUUCGGCACGUCGGCUGGCCCCUGCACGGCUCCCGUGAACAACGGCGUCAUUAGAUAAAGAAAGAGAGACUGAGAGGAAUGGCUUCACGAGGCACAGUACAAAGCAGUUUCUUACAUGGGGAACUCUUAACUAGUUGCGUUUACGUUUGGGUCGAGAACUUGUAGCAGCAUUGGACUUCUUGACAGGCUUGGUCUUCUUCUUGGCUUUCUUCUUAAGUGGGAGUGGCACAACUUCUUCCUCGUCCCGAUCUUGUUG